Saprolegnia parasitica CBS 223.65 is the source of this 765-nucleotide messenger RNA. RefSeq lists its product as hypothetical. Gene Ontology annotation, cellular component: intracellular anatomical structure. The transcript has a single exon. Gene Ontology annotation, molecular function: FAD binding; oxygen binding; heme binding. Bases 1 to 765 code for a protein of 254 amino acids. Gene Ontology annotation, biological process: nitric oxide catabolic process; cellular response to nitrosative stress. The record is from RefSeq and is a predicted model, not a curated record. NCBI's taxonomy places the organism in Eukaryota, Oomycota, Saprolegniomycetes, Saprolegniales, Saprolegniaceae.
AUGGGCGUCAAGUACUCGGUGCAAGCGAUCAAGCAGACGAAAGACGGGAUGAUCAUCCUCGGCGUGCGCUACAAGCGGUACUUUGAAGAGCGAUGCCCCGACUUUGCCAUGGUGCACCCGCGCAUCUCCAAGGACGUCCAGGCGCUCGUGCUUGCCAACUGGGCGGCGAUAUCAUCUGGAUCGACGCCCGCGCUUCUCAAGGUCAAGCCGGCGUCGCCCGUCGUGUACUUUUACGACUACUUUUACGGCAUGAUCUUUGAGAAGGCGCCGGCCGUCAAGCCCCUCUUCCGGUCGUCCAUCAUCGUGCAAGGCAAAGCGCUCAUCAACAUCAUCCAGAGCAUCACAUCGGCCGUGAACGCGCCCAACGUCAUUGAAAAGGUGUGUGACCUCGCGUACCGACACAACAAGUACGGCGUCAAGAUCGAGUACUUCAACUUGCUCGGGAAAUGUCUCCUCCUCGCCAUGCACGACUGCACGGGCGACACGUUCACCGACGAGCUCCGCGAGGCGUGGCGCGCAGCGUACGCGUACAUGGUCAUGGUCAUGACGCCGAUCUUGUACCACGGUAUCGUGCACCCGACCGACGAAGACAAGGCUCUGUCACGUCAAGGCCGCGUCCAGCAGUCGAUCUUUACGAGCCUCUCGUACUGGCGCCACCGAACCGUGGCCGUAGGCCCCGAUGCAUCGCUCAUGUGCCCUGCAAGUCCCGGGAUGGACUCGAUUCUGCCCGACGCCAACGCUCCUCAGUGCCCGUAUCAGCGAUAG